AUGAAUAUUCUUUCAAAUUCAUCUUCAAAAUUUCUAUUAAGAAAUCCAUUUAUUCGCUCAUUCCAUAUAACAUCUAUAAAUUAUGCUCUACCAACAAAAGCUAAAAAGAAAGCUGAUCCAAUGACGGAUAAAAUACGAGAAGAUCGUAAACGACGUCGUUAUGAAAAAGCUAUAGAUAAACUUGAAAAAUUUAAACUUCAACUUAAACCUAUACAUGAAUAUGAAUCUGAAAGAAGAAUUCUUAAAGAACUUAAUAUUCGACAGCGUUCAUCUGUCGAAUUAACAUCAGAAGAAACAACUCGUCGAUUAAUGUUAAAUCGUGACUGGGCUAAACAUAAACAUCGACAACAUCAACAAGAAAUAACAUUUAUUUCUCGUGCUCUUAAGUCACAAGAAAGUGCACUUGAACAAUUAAAAAUUGAAAGCGAAGAACUUUAUGAACAAGCUUUACAGGUAGAUUCAAAAUUAAUCCCAUUUCUUCGUCGUGGGCCUCUCUAUAGUCUUCCAAAUCAAAAUUAUGAUGCACCCGAUGGUGAUUAUUUUGAUACGACAAAUUAUUUCACAAAAGGUUUUGGUGUUAAUUUCAUGGAGCAUAUGAAAACAAUGGAACGUCAAAAAUGGACAGAAAUUCGAGCUGAAAGACGUGCUAAAAAAGAAGAAAAAGUUGCUGAAAAAUAA
Molecule: messenger RNA, 678 nt
Organism: Rotaria sp. Silwood2
Lineage: Eukaryota; Metazoa; Rotifera; Eurotatoria; Philodinida; Philodinidae
Source: the annotation of a GenBank genome assembly